This is a messenger RNA of Chionomys nivalis (European snow vole), 2359 nucleotides long. It is a transcript of the gene Smad2, whose product is annotated as SMAD family member 2. Bases 376 to 1779 code for a protein of 467 amino acids. The record is from RefSeq and is a predicted model, not a curated record. The transcript has 11 exons. Gene Ontology annotation, molecular function: DNA-binding transcription factor activity, RNA polymerase II-specific; I-SMAD binding; RNA polymerase II cis-regulatory region sequence-specific DNA binding. Gene Ontology annotation, cellular component: heteromeric SMAD protein complex. Lineage: Eukaryota; Metazoa; Chordata; Mammalia; Rodentia; Cricetidae. Gene Ontology annotation, biological process: transforming growth factor beta receptor signaling pathway; BMP signaling pathway; anatomical structure morphogenesis.
GGUCGGGCCGGAGGCGGGAGGCGGCGGCGGCCCGCGCCUGCCCGCGCCCCGCUCGGCCCCCGGCCCUGCCCGCGGCGCCCGGCCUCCUUCCGUCCCUGCCGUGCUCCCUCCGUCUUCCGUGCGCGUCCCGCUCGGCCGGCGUGCCUCACGCCUAACGGGCGGCCGCGGGCGCCAAUCAGCGGGCGGCAGGGUGCCAGCCCGGGGCUGCGCCGGCGAAUCGGCGGGGCCCGCGGCUCGGGGAGGGAGGCGGGGCUACCGCGCGCGGCGGCGGAGGAGCAGCUCGCCAGCCUGCAGCUCGCGAGCGCUGUGCGAGCCGCCCGAAGGGUAUAUUUACCAGGCUGUUCCUGAGUGUGGAUUGUAACCUUUGGUAAGAAAAUGUCGUCCAUCUUGCCAUUCACUCCGCCAGUGGUGAAAAGACUUCUGGGAUGGAAAAAAUCAGCCAGUGGGUCUGGAGGAGCAGGUGGCGGGGAACAGAACGGACAAGAAGAAAAGUGGUGUGAGAAAGCCGUGAAAAGUCUGGUGAAGAAGCUAAAGAAAACAGGACGAUUGGAUGAGCUCGAGAAAGCCAUCACCACUCAGAACUGCAAUACUAAGUGUGUCACCAUCCCCAGCACUUGCUCUGAAAUUUGGGGACUGAGUACACCAAAUACGGUAGAUCAGUGGGAUACAACAGGCCUUUACAGCUUCUCUGAACAAACCAGGUCUCUUGAUGGCCGUCUCCAGGUUUCGCACCGGAAAGGGCUGCCGCAUGUUAUAUACUGCCGGUUAUGGCGUUGGCCGGACCUUCACAGCCAUCAUGAGCUCAAGGCAAUUGAAAACUGCGAAUAUGCUUUUAAUCUGAAAAAAGAUGAAGUGUGCGUAAAUCCUUACCACUACCAGAGAGUUGAGACACCAGUUUUGCCUCCAGUAUUAGUGCCUCGGCACACAGAGAUCCUGACAGAACUGCCGCCUCUGGAUGAUUAUACCCACUCCAUUCCAGAAAACACUAAUUUCCCAGCAGGAAUUGAGCCACAGAGUAAUUACAUCCCAGAAACGCCACCACCUGGAUAUAUCAGUGAAGAUGGAGAAACAAGUGAUCAACAGUUGAACCAAAGUAUGGACACAGGCUCCCCAGCUGAGCUGUCUCCUACCACUCUUUCUCCUGUCAAUCACAGCUUGGAUUUGCAGCCUGUUACCUACUCGGAGCCUGCCUUUUGGUGUUCGAUAGCAUAUUAUGAACUGAACCAGAGGGUUGGAGAGACCUUCCAUGCCUCACAGCCCUCGCUUACUGUGGACGGCUUUACAGACCCAUCGAACUCGGAGAGGUUCUGCUUGGGUUUGCUCUCCAAUGUUAACCGAAAUGCUACUGUAGAAAUGACAAGAAGGCAUAUAGGAAGGGGAGUACGCUUGUAUUACAUAGGUGGGGAAGUUUUUGCCGAGUGCCUAAGUGAUAGUGCAAUCUUUGUGCAGAGCCCCAACUGUAACCAGAGAUACGGCUGGCACCCUGCAACAGUGUGUAAAAUUCCUCCAGGCUGUAACCUGAAGAUCUUCAACAACCAGGAAUUUGCAGCUCUUCUGGCUCAGUCUGUCAAUCAGGGUUUUGAAGCCGUUUAUCAGCUAACUCGAAUGUGCACCAUAAGAAUGAGUUUUGUGAAGGGGUGGGGAGCAGAGUACCGGAGGCAGACAGUAACAAGUACUCCUUGCUGGAUUGAACUUCAUCUGAAUGGCCCUCUGCAGUGGUUGGACAAAGUAUUAACUCAGAUGGGAUCCCCUUCAGUGCGAUGCUCGAGCAUGUCAUAAAGCCCAUCACUAGUCAAGUCCAUCGAGAGACUUCGUGUAACAACCUCUCUGUCAUAGUAUUUGUGUAUGAUCCCGUGGACUGUUUGCUAUCCAAAAAUUCCAGAGUGAAAACAGCACUUGAGGUCUCAUCAGUUAAAGCACCUUGUGGAAUCUGUUUCCUAUAUUUGAAUAUUAGAUGGGAAAAUUAGUGUCUAGAAAUGCCCUCCCCAAAAGGGGAAGAAAAGACUUAAAGACUUAGUGAUGUCUUGUUGGGCAUAUGACAGUGUCCCAAAGGUUAUUAAUAACAGUAGUAGUUAUGUGUACAGGUAAUGUAUCAAGACCCAGUAUUGCAGUACUAUGCUGUUUGUAUACAUUUUUAGUUUGCAUAACUGAGGUGUGUGUGCUGCUUCUUGGUCUAGGCAAGCCUUUAUAAAGUUACAGUACCUAAUCUGUUAUUCCCACUCUCCGUUAUUUUUGUCUUUUUUAAUAUAUAAUAUAUAUAUAUUAAGAUUUUCAAAUUAUCGUUUAGAAGCAGAUUUUCCUUGUAGAAACUAAUUUUUCUGCCUUUUACCAAAAAUAAACUUGGGGGAAGAAAAGUGGA